GUUCUCAAGGCAUUUAGCACAGUGCCGGGUACGCCGGGAGUGCCCAGCAAACGAGUUCCUGGGAAUAUUUGCACACGGGCUAGCGGAAGCAUGUGGCUCUCUAAGCAUGCAUCUAUGACCAGGCAUGUAUGCAUGGGAGGAUGUGUACCUUCCCCCGCCCCGGAGCCCCUCCAGUCAGGCGGAGGGCGGGCUCUGCUGGGCAUGGCGUGGGGCGGGCAGGGGUUAGGCCCGACUCCCUUCCUUGUCCCGCGACUCCAGGAGGGCCCCCAGUGGCUCCACGUGCGGGACUUCGACCGGCUGCUGCGGGAGUCCCAGCGGGAGGUGCUGCGGCUGCAGCGGCAGAUCGCCUUGCGCAACCAGAGGGAGCCGCCCCCGCCGCCUCGGCCCCCAGGCCUGGCCGCCCCGGCCAGAGCAGGGGCGCCCGCCCCCGGGGCCCCGGGAGAGGUGAGCGUCGGCGCAUGGGCAGCCACCCGGGGCCCAGCCCGCGCCGCCGCCUCCCGCCGCAGCCGCCGCAGCGCGGGGACGCCCCCUUCAGCGCCCGCCUGGUCCGUCAGGCCCGGCCCGGCUACUCGGGGGCGGCAGUGUGUCCGUCCCCAGCUCCAGGCCACGCCCCAGGAGGAUGUGGAAAACCCACCCGUGGUCCUAGGGGAGCCAGAGAAACAGCAGAGGGUGCAGCAGCUGGAAUCAGAGCUCAGCAAGAAGCGGAAGAAAUGCGAGAGCCUGGAGCAGGAAGCCCGGAAAAAGCAGAGGCGAUGUGAGGAGCUGGAACUGCAGCUGAGGGAAGCCCAGAGUGAGAAUGCCCGCCUCGUGGAGGAGAACUCUCGGCUCAGUGGGAGAGCCACGGAGAAGGAGCAGGUGGAAUGGGAGAACGUGGAGCUGAGGGGCCAGCUCCUGGGAGUGACGCAGGAGAGGGACUCGGCCCUUCUCAAGAGCCGGGGCCUGCAGAGCAAGCUGGAGAGCCUGGAGCAGGUGCUGAAGGAACAGCAGAGCAGGGCUUGGGCCCUGACGCGGGCUCUUGUGUUUCAGCACAUGCGGGAGGUGGCCCAGCGGAGGCAGCAGCUGGAGGUGGAGCAUGAGCAGGCGCGGCUUUGCCUGCAGGAGAAGCAGGAGGAGGUCCGGAGGCUGCAGCAGGCCCAGGCAGAAGCCCAGAGGGAACACGAAGGGGCCGUGCAGCUGCUGGAGUCUACCCUGGAUUCCAUGCAGGUCCGGGUUCGAGAGCUGGAGGAGCAGUGCCGCAGCCAGACUGAGCGCUUCAGCCUCCUGGCGCAGGAGCUCCAGGCCUUCCGCCUGCACCCGGGCCCCUUGGAUCUGCUCACCUCCGCCCUGGGCUACAGUACCCUUGGGGACCGCCCGCCACCCCCCUGCUGCUCCACCCCCCAGCCCUGCCGGGGGUCUGGCUCCAAAGACCUUGACCUCCCGCCAGGCUCCCCAGGGCGCUGCACCCCAAAGUCUUCCGAGCCUGCCCCUGCCACCCUUGCUGGCGGCCCCCGAAGGACGGCCAAGAAGGCAGAGUCUCUGUCCAACUCCUCUCGCUCCGAGUCCAUCCACAACAGCCCCAAGUCAUGCCCUACGCCCGAGGUGGACACAGCCAGCGAGGUGGAGGAGCUGGAGGCAGACAGCGUCUCCCUGCCGCCAGCAGCCCCGGAGGGCAGCCGGGGAGGAGCCAGGAUCCAGGUCUUCCUCGCUCGCUACAGCUACAACCCCUUCGAGGGCCCCAAUGAGAACCCAGAGGCAGAGCUUCCGCUUACCGCUGGCGAGUACAUCUACAUCUAUGGCAACAUGGACGAGGAUGGCUUCUUUGAAGGGGAGCUCAUGGAUGGCCGAAGGGGCCUGGUCCCUUCCAAUUUUGUAGAGCGUGUGUCCGACGACGAUCUCCUGACCUCCCUGCCUCCAGAGCUGGCUGAUCUGUCCCACAGUUCAGGCCCUGAACUCAGUUUCCUGAGUGGCGGCGCGGGCGGCAGCAGUAGUGGAGGCCAGAGCAGCGGGGGACGCAGCCAGCCCAGAACAGAGGAAGAGGCUGCAGGGGACGAGCUCAGGCUGAGCCCCUCGCCCGAGGGCCUGGGCGAGCCCCCUGCCGCGCCUCACCCCCGCUGUCUGGCUGUCCUCAAGCAGCUGGCCCACAGCGUGGUGCUGGCCUGGGAGCCGCCUCCUGAACGCGUGGAGCUGCGUGGCUACCACGUCUGUGUGAAUGGGGAGCUGCGGCAGGCCCUGGGGCCCGGGGCGCCCCCCACGGCCGUGCUUGAGAAUCUGGACCUGCAGACUGGGCCCCUCCGCGUCUCUGUUCAGGCCCUGACCAGCUGGGGCGGCUCUGACCCUCUGCGCUGUUGCUUGGUGCUAGGGGCCGGGGCCGGGGUGGCACCUAGCCAGCUGCGGGUCCAUCGACUGACAGCCACGUCCGCUGAAAUCACCUGGGCGCCCGGCAAUAGCAACUUGGCCCAUGCCAUCUACCUCAAUGGGGAAGAGUGCCUCUCUGCCUGCCCUAGCACCUACUGGGCCACCUUCUGCCACCUGCGGCCUGGUACACUCUAUCAGGCCCGAGUGGAGGCUCAGCUCCCACCUCGAGGGUCCUGGGAACCGGGCUUGGAGAGGCCAGAGCAACGGGCUGCCACCCUGCAGUUCACCACACUCCCAGCAGGCCCACCUGAUGCCCCCCUGGAUGUGCAGGUUGAGCCAGGCCCCUCCCCUGGAAUCUUGCUCAUCAGCUGGCUCCCGGUAACAAUCGAUGCUGCCGGUACCUCCAACGGCGUCCGCGUCACAGGCUACGCCAUUUAUGCCGAUGGGCAGAAGAUCAUGGAGGUGGCCUCCCCCACGGCAGGCAGCGUGCUGGUGGAGUUGUCGCAAUUGCAGCUGCUGCAGGCGUGCCGCGCAGUGGCCGUGCGCACCAUGUCGCCCCACGGCGAGUCGGCCGACUCCAUCCCGGCUCCCGUCGCCCCCGCCCUGGCUGAGGCCUCCUCACCAGCCAGGGUCUCCUGCCCCUCCCCACGACUGGGCUCGGAGGCCAGACUGCCCCUUGCUCCAGCCUCCCCGGGGCCUGGAGACCCCAGCUCUCCCCUCCAGUGCCCCAACCCCCGUGGAGCUCGAGAGCCCCCCGGGGGCUCCCCAGCAAGCUGUCCCGGAGAGACACCAAAAGGAUCCUCAGAGGAGCCCCCGGUGCCUGGCUCUCAGGAGGAGGCUGGGGCAGCCGAGCUGGGGGCCCCAGGAGACAGGAAGGCCAGUGAGCCAACCUCGGGAGAGCGAGUUCCUGGCCCUGCAGCUUCCUCCCUGGCCGAGGAGAAGGCUGAGUGGACUGUGGGAGAGGCCCGCCCGGCCCCUGGCUCCACCCAGGGAGCGCUGGCCCAGAGGCUGCCCUGUGCUGAGGCCUGCCGUGCAGGAGACACAGGGCCUGGGCUGAGGCCCAGGGCUGAGAGAGAGGACACGGCCGAGCUUGGGGUCCGUCUGGGGAGCGCCCUUGUGGACCAUGGCCGCAACUCAGAUCUGUCAGACAUCCAAGAGGAGGAGGAGGCCGAGGCAGAGGAGCUGGGUGUCAGAACUUGCUCCUCCCCGACGCAGGGUGCUGGCAACAGCCUCAGGGACAAUGGGGCCCAGCCCCAGCCCGACCCCUUCUGUGAGACUGACAGCGACGAGGAGAUCUUGGAGCAGAUCCUGGAGCUGCCUCUCCAGCAGUUCUGCAGCAAGAAGCUCUUUAGCAUCCCUGAGGAGGAGGAAGAAGAGGAUGAAGAGGACGAGAAGAGGCGGGGGGCAGGCUCUUCUUCCCGGGACCCUGACCCGCCUGAGCCUGCAUUCCUGGGGCUGGGCUGUGACAGCGGUCGGCCCCGAGGACCUGGCCUAUGUCCUUUGUCUCCCGAGCCCUCCAGGGCUGGGGACCGCCUGGAGGACCUGCCUGGACUCGUUGGUGGAAGCAGCUGGAGAAAAGGAAGUGGCUCUCCCGAGAAGCCCCCCAGCCGCAGGCGGUCCCCAGAUCCCCGUGAACACUGCAGCCGACUUCUCAGCAACGGCGGGUCCCAGGCCUCUGGACGACCGGGCCCCGCCCGGGAGAGGGGCGGCCCCCCCGUGGGCGAGGGCACCAGAGCUGGACCGGAGGCUGGUGGGAGAGGGCGGCCGGCCCCUUCGAGGAGGUGUCCCCGUGGCCCAGCCCCGGAAUCGGGCCUGGCCAGCUGCCUCUCCCCCAAGUGCUUGGAAAUCAGCAUCGAAUAUGAUUCUGAGGAUGAGCAAGAGACGGGCGGCGGGGGCGUCAGCGGCACCAGCUCCUGCUACCUCGGAGACGGGGAGGCGUGGGGUGCAGCACCCACGGGAAGGCCCAGGGGGCCUCCGAAGGCCAAUUCAGGCCCCAACCCCUACCCACGCCUCCCGGCCUGGGAGAAAGGGGAGCCAGAGCGGAGAGGCCGCAGUGCCGCUGGCAGAGCCAAGGAGUCACCCUCCCGGGCAACAGAGACUGGGGAGCCCAGAGGGCAGGAUGGCUCUGGGCGGAGGGGCCCCCAGCGGAGAGGGGGCCGGGCCCCCAGGCCAGGCUCCGCGGAGCUGGCCCCUCUGAGGAGCCCUCCAGAAGAAGCACUGGCUUACCAGGACCUACCUGUCAGGGUCUUUGUGGCUCUGUUUGACUAUGACCCCGUGUCGAUGUCUCCCAACCCUGAUGCCGGGGAAGAGGAGCUCCCCUUCCAGGAGGGCCAGAUCCUGAAGGUGUUUGGGGACAAGGAUGCCGAUGGCUUCUAUCGGGGUGAAGGCGGGGGCCGGAUGGGCUACAUCCCGUGCAACAUGGUGUCCGAGGUGACUGCGGACAGUCCUGCAGGGAGAGAGCAGCUGCUCCAGCGGGGCUAUUUGUCCCCAGAUGUUCUCGUUGAGGGUUCAGGGAACGGUCCCUUUGUCUACUCCACAGCUCGCACAGCUGGGCCUCCCCCCAAGCCCCGCCGCUCCAAGAAAGCUGAGUCCGAAGGCCCUGCCCAGCCCUGUGCAGGCGCCUCCCAGCCGGUCUCCUCUACUGGCCUGAAAGCUCCCCGCUCCAUGGUGGCUGCAUUUGACUACAACCCCCGGGAGAGUUCCCCCAACAUGGAUGUGGAGGCAGAGCUGCCCUUCCGGGCAGGGGACGUCAUCACUGUGUUUGGGGGCAUGGACGAUGAUGGUUUCUACUAUGGGGAACUGAAUGGACAGCGGGGCCUGGUUCCAUCCAACUUCUUGGAGGGCCCUGGGCCUGAGGCAGGCGGCUCAGACAGGGAGCCCGGGACACCCCAGGCCGAGGGGCAGCCCUGGGCCAGCUCAACCCAAGGGCCCCCAGCGCCACCCGGCUGGCCCUGUGCUCCCGGCCCUGGCCGCUUCUCCGGGAUUGAAUGGGGGGCACCACAGGGCCCGAGCAAGAAGGUGUGGGGUCUCCUCUCCAAGGGGAAGCAGCUCCUCAGGAAACUGGGCUCUGGGAAGAAGGAGUGAUGCUGCGGCCCGUCCUGCAGGCCCGAGGCCCCGGCGCACUGUCCCGGCUGCUUGGGGAAGGCCCUGGACUCUCGUUCUCCCGAGCCAGUGCCCUGGCACUCGGAUGGGAAUUCUACUCGGUGAAGGUCAGAGCUAGAUGAGCCCUUGCGGAUGCGUCCUCUGGGUGGGCAUCUUCCUCCGACAGGACGGUGGCCUGAGCCGUAGCUGAGCACCUGGGUCACAGAGCCAGGCCUGGAUGUGGACUCGUGACUCCUGCUUCUCCCACCCCCGCCUGGUGUCCAGCAUGCCAUGCGAGUCCCUUCUUGGCCUCCACACGCCUGGCCCCGGGGACCCUGCUCCCUCCGACGGCGCUGGCCAACCUCGUCAAGUCUUCCCUCCCUGAAGGAGAGUUUGCACUGGAUUCUGCCCAGCCCCCCACCCCCGGGCGGGCAGGGGGGUGGAGCCGUGUAUAUAUGUACAUACCCAGUGCCUCAGCCCAGCUUCCUCCGUCUCCCUUCCACUGCACAGGCCCGGGAAGGACCCUGGUCGUAGCACUGCCCUCUUGCCAGCCGCCCUCCUGGCCUGAGCCCCGGGCCAGCGGGCAGAAAGCAGGAGCUGGGUUUGCCUUAUUUUGCUCAUCAGAUUCAACUUCUCUUUUGCAUCGUUUUCCUCUGGCCCCUGUUGGAGUGGGGGGCCUGGGGAAGAGGACAGAUUUAUGCAGCUAUUUUCAUACAUUCCCUGUUCAGAUUGGGAUGGGGGGCUCUCCCCCCUUACCCUAGCCACCUCCCUCCCCCUCCCCCUCCAGCUGGGUGAGCGUCUCUGCAUGUUUCCUUUGCUGUGGUGGGAGAUUGAUUGUUGGACUGAAUGCCCCCCCCACCCCCCGACCACCACCUUGGUCUCCAGGGGUGUGGAAUGGUGGGGGCAUUUAUUUAAAGAGACAUUUUAUUAUAAUAAAGUCUAUUUUCACAAAUCC
This is a messenger RNA of Aethalodelphis obliquidens (Pacific white-sided dolphin), 6370 nucleotides long. RefSeq names its product TSPO associated protein 1 (gene TSPOAP1). NCBI's taxonomy places the organism in Eukaryota, Metazoa, Chordata, Mammalia, Artiodactyla, Delphinidae. Gene Ontology annotation, cellular component: mitochondrion. Gene Ontology annotation, molecular function: benzodiazepine receptor binding. The record is from RefSeq and is a predicted model, not a curated record. Bases 91 to 5418 code for a protein of 1775 amino acids. The transcript is spliced from 28 exons.